Truncatella angustata is the source of this 1743-nucleotide messenger RNA. RefSeq names its product cytochrome P450. Lineage: Eukaryota; Fungi; Ascomycota; Sordariomycetes; Amphisphaeriales; Sporocadaceae. Gene Ontology annotation, molecular function: heme binding; steroid hydroxylase activity; oxidoreductase activity, acting on paired donors, with incorporation or reduction of molecular oxygen. The coding region runs from base 1 to 1743 and encodes 580 amino acids. The record is from RefSeq and is a predicted model, not a curated record. The transcript has 4 exons.
AUGGCAAAUACAUUGAGUCAACCGCAACAGUGGCUGGCGAUGCCAGAGCUCAGUGUAGCGGUUCCAGUAGCUGUCGCUUUACUGUCACCGUUUCUCUUGACAUACGCUUAUACAUCGUUUCGAUAUUUCCUUGCACUCUACAGUGAUGGCCCUACUCCAGCUACACCACCAUAUUUCGUGCCAAUGCUUGGGCACACUAUACCCUUCGGAUUUGAUACUGACCGCUAUCUUCGAUCCUUGAGGAGCCGAUUUGGGCAAAACCCUGUUCGUCUCCUGGUCGGUUCUGAUAUCCUCACAUUCGUGCCUCACGGGGAGAUGAUCCAAACACUUUUCAAAUCUCGUGAAGUCAAUGGAAAGGCCAUGGCGAUCAAGUCCAUAAGUGCCUUCGGCUACAAAGGGGAGGAUCUCAAGCUCCUUGACGCUGACAAUUCCGGUACCCUACCAAGUCCGAACCCCGGGUUCGAGGACUGGCCGCCGGAAAAGCGCUUCUGGUUCACCAAUUAUCGCGCAAUGCACGGUCUUCUCCAGGGCGCAACACUGGUCGAUAUGUUGUCCAAAUUCAUAGAGAAAUACACUGCACGGGUCGAAGGCAAGGGUGUCGGGUUCGAUGAAUGGACAACUAUCGAUGACCUUUUUGGAAUGAUGAAAGAUGACUUGUUCCACGCCGCGAUGCAAGCACUAUGCGGAGACCAUGUCUUCGAGGUCGCACCUGACAUGGCAGAGAAUUUCUGGAAAUUUGACUCCAGCUUACCAACUAUCUUCAAAAAAGUCCCAAGGUGGCUUGCUCCAAGCGCACAUGCUGCGAGAGACAGAGUUCUUGGGGACAUCAAGAAGUACUUGGACUAUGCCGACGAGCAUUUCGAUUGGAACAACGAGGAGCUCGUCGAUUGUGACUGGGAACCUAUAUACGGCGCCAAACUCAUGCGAGUUCGUCAGCAAAUAUUUCGGAAAAUCGGGCAAAGGAAGGAAGCCGGUCCUGCGGCCGAGCUAGGCUUGAUCUGGGCCACAAAUUCCAAUGUGAUUCCGACUGCUUUCUGGACCGUACUUGGGAUCCUGAAGUCGGAGAGUCUCAAAGCGCGUGCUGUUGCAGAGAUUGACGAAGCUUUCCAAGGUAAUACGGCCAUGGCCGCUGCUGAGAAGCUGUGCUCUAGCAAGCUGUCCAUGUCAAUGUACCACGAAUCGUUGCGAUAUGCAGUUGGGGUUAUGACGGUGCGUUCUCCAAACGCUGAUGGUUAUCGCAUCGGGAGGUGGGGUUUCAAAAAGAGCGAUAUCCUUGUGACAUCAAGCUGGGCAGGGCAUAGAGACGAAACAUUCUGGAACACAGGCAGAAUCCUUCCGGAUGGCACUGAUGAGUAUCCAGUAAAUACGUGGUGGGCUGAACGCUUCCUUGAAUACCCCAGUGAUCCUGCCAGCGGGCCAGUACGCAAGCCUGACCCAGCGAUAUACCGCACUGAGAAGAAAGCCGUACGCACACAUGAGGAUGACAAGCGUGCAACUGUUGUGACAGCAGGCACAAGUGGACAUUCAUUCCCCUAUGGAGGAGGCAUCAAGAUAUGUCCCGGGCGGUUCUUCGCAAAAAACGAAAUGAUUGCAGGCGCGGCUAUGCUUCUCAGAAUGUAUGAUAUCGAGCUGGUUGAUCCCGUUGCAGCGAGUAAGGUCGGUCUCAAUAUGCACUUCUUUCCAUUUGGUGCACUGCCUCCGGACGGGAAGGUUGCUGUAAGGAUUCGAAGGAGGAAACUCUGA